Molecule: messenger RNA, 4566 nt
Organism: Octodon degus (degu)
Lineage: Eukaryota; Metazoa; Chordata; Mammalia; Rodentia; Octodontidae
Gene: Lzts1
Product: leucine zipper tumor suppressor 1
Exons: 4
Coding region: 177-1997 (606 amino acids)
Biological process (GO): regulation of synaptic plasticity; regulation of dendrite morphogenesis
Cellular component (GO): dendritic spine
Source: RefSeq, a predicted model, not a curated record
AAAAAAAAAAAAAAAAAGAUCCCCAGCUGGCGGCGAGGCGCGGCGGGCAGGUCUAUGGCUGUCCGUGUUCUGUGAGGGUUUUGCUAUGACCGUGGGCCCCUUGCAAAGUCAGAUCUGCCCCUCAUCGCCGCAGCCACCCCAGGCCCGCGCAUCUCAGCCCCCGCAUCACUGUUGCCAUGGGCAGCGUCAGCAGCCUCAUCUCUGGCCAUGGCUUCCACAGCAAGCACUGCCGGGCCUCACAGUACAAGCUGCGCAAGUCCUCGCACCUCAAGAAGCUCAACCGCUACUCAGACGGGCUGCUGAGGUUCGGCUUCUCCCAGGACUCUGGUCAUGGCAAGUCCAGUUCCAAAAUGGGCAAGAGCGAAGACUUCUUUUACAUCAAGGUCAGCCAGAAGGCCCGGGGCUCCCACCGCCCAGAUUACACAGCACUGUCCAGUGGUGAUGUCGGGGGCCCAGCUGGGGUGGACUUCGACCCGUCUACCCCUCCCAAGCUCAUGCCCUUCUCCAGCCAGUUGGACAUGGGCUCGGAGAAGGGCCCGGUGAGGCCCACUGCAUUCAAGCCGGUGCUGCCGCGGUCGGGAGCUGUCCCGCACUCUUCCCCUGAGAGUGCUAGCCACCAGCUGCACCCGGUCCCCCCAGACAAGCCCAAGGAUCAGGAGGCCAAGCCGGGCCUGUGCUCUGGGGCGCUGUCCGACUCCGGUCGCAACUCCAUGUCCAGCCUGCCCACACACAGCACCAGCAGCAGCUACCAGCUGGACCCUCUGGUCACACCUGUGGGGCCCACUAGCCGUUUCGGGGGCUCAGCCCACAACAUCAUGCAGGGCAUCCUCCUGCAGGACAGCAACAUGACGAGCCUAAAGGCGCUGUCAUUCUCUGAUGGGGGCAGCAAGCUGGCACACGCAGGCAAGGUGGACAAGAGCGCCUCAUGCGUGCGCUCCCCUAUCUCCACGGACGAGUGCACCAUCCAGGAGCUGGAGCAGAAGCUGCUGCAGCGUGAGGGUGAGCUGCACAAGCUGCAGCGGAGCUUCGAUGAGAAGGAGUUCGCCUUUAGCCAAGCCUUCGAGGAGCGGGCGCGGCGCAGCAGGGACGAGCAGGACGGCCCUGAGCCCAAGGCUGGUGGUGGGAAGCUGAAGCAGGCAGCGUCGCAGAAGAGCCAGCGCACGCAGCAGGUCCUACACCUGCAAGUGCUCCAGCUGCAGCAGGAGAAGCGACAGCUGCGGCAGGAGCUCGAAAGCCUCAUGAAGGAGCAGGACCUGCUGGAGACCAAGCUGCGGUCGUACGAGCGGGAGAAGACCAACUUUGCGCCGGCACUGGAGGAGACGCAGUGGGAGGUGUGCCAGAAGUCCGGCGAGAUCUCUCUCCUAAAGCAGCAGCUCAAGGAGUCCCAGACCGAGGUGAACGCCAAGGCCAGCGAGAUCCUCAACCUGAAGGCACAGCUGAAGGACACGCGGGGCAAGCUGGAGGGCAUGGAGCUGAGGACGCAGGACCUGGAGGGCGCCCUGCGCACCAAGGGCCUGGAGCUGGAGGUAUGCGAGAACGAGCUGCAGCGCAAGAAGAACGAGGCGGAGCUGCUGCGCGAGAAAGUGAACCUGCUGGAGCAGGAGCUGCUAGAGUUGCGGGCGCAGGCUGCCCUGCAGCGGGAGAGCGCAGCCCUGGGGCCGGGGCUGGCAGCUGUGCCCACCUUCUCUGAGGACAUCCCUGCCCUGCAGAGGGAGCUGGAGCGGCUGCGGGCCGAGCUGAAGGAGGAGCAGCAGGGCCAUGACCAGAUGUCCUCGGGCUUCCAGCACGAGCGGCUGGUGUGGAAGGAGGAGAAGGAGAAGGUGAUCCAGUACCAGAAGCAGCUGCAGCAGAGCUACCUGGCCAUGUACCAGCGCAACCAGCGUCUGGAGAAGGCCCUGCGGCAGCUGGCCCGUGGAGAUGCAGCUGGGCAGUCCUUUGAGCUUGACCUGGAAGGGGCUGACAUCCCCUAUGAGGACAUCAUAGCCACGGAGAUCUGAGGGGUUCCCUGGGGAGGGAGGGCUAGGGUCUUGUGGCAGGGGCCAGGGGCCAGCCUACUCGAGGAAGCCUCCUUGCCAUCUCCCCUCCACAGCAACUCAGGCCUCCUGAGUGCAGCCCCAGGAGCUACCAGUGGUGAGCAAGGGUCACCACACUGCCCCCUUCCCCUGAGCCCACCUCGGCCACUUUACAGAGUGCUGGACCUUGGCGACUCCCCAGCUCUCCAGAAGACCGGCAGAGGGUCCCUGUGGGCUGGUUAAGGGCUCCCUGAACCUUGGUCUCUGCUCAAGCAGAGACCCUCUGCCCUGAAAUGGGUUGCCAACCCUGCAGGCCAAAUGGCCACCUCAAGGACAGAAGCCCCCUCCACAUCUUGUCCCCGAACCCCUCACCCCAGAUACUUCAGGGUGCCUUGGGGACAGAAGGGGGUCAUGUGUGCCCCAAAGCCCUGGUCUGUCGUCAUGACUCGAGCCCUGCUCCUCUGGCCUCAGAGGCAUGAGAAGCGGUCGAGGUGCAGAGGGCUGAGCUAGGAGUACCUGAGGCAUAUUAGUGGUGUCUGACCUCCAACUGAGCCGUGCAGCUCCCAGACAACUGGUGGCAUUUGCCUUGAUGGCCACUCCUCUCAAAGCCAUAGACACAGAGGCCCUGGGGCUGGGUGCUGGGACAGGGACCUGAGGGCCUGGCCUUGCAGCUGUCCCUGGAGAGCCUCUGAAUGCCCCACCUCAAGCAGGCAGGGAUUCUCUGGCCCAUGGCCACUCUGCAGGGUCUUCUCAGACCUCAGGCUACCUGCUGACCCAGAAGGCCCCUGUGUACUCAGAGGGUGCCUUGUGAUUUGGGAGUUUCCACCUGUACGUCUGGCCCAAGCUUCUUUCCUCUCCCUGUGACAUCUUCAGUGUGGAGUGCUGGGUGUGCACAGGUUGGGAUGGGUCUGCAGGUCUGGACAGGUGCCCAGGCAUAGGAGGGGCAUGCGCACACGCGCGUGCAUGCGCGCGCGCACACACACACACACACACACAGCCUUAUGAACAGCUGGCCGCUGCCCUUCCUCCACCUUGUGUCCCACAGAAUCCCCAGGCCCCGGGCUGUGAGUCCCUGCUGAGAAAGGCCAUCCAGGGACACAGCUAAUGCCUGUGGGAGGCCGGGUUUUCUCUUCUAAAAUGUCCAGAGCAAGGGAGAAAGAACAGCAGUUUCUUGGUUGCUAGUGUCAGAGAGUUUUCUUUCUUUUUCCCUUUCUGGUCUUCUCAGAAGCAAGCCAGAUCUAGCAGGCAGCCCGGCUGCUCCACAUUCUAUUUUUGACACAGCCGCAGCUGCUCUUGGCAGGACAGCAAGCGCUCUCUGGAUUCCUGCUCCUCACGCCUGCAGAGAGGGGCCAGGGUGGAGGAGUGACAGCGUGCCAGAGUCGGGUCCGAGCAGUCUCCAGCUCGGGCUUCCUGCUACACACAGGCCUAAGCCCAGGGCAGGAGUGGAGCUGCUCCCCUCAAGCCCACACCUGGCCCUGCACUGAGCGUGGGGCUACCCCGCCACCCACGCCACCUCCUGUUGUCCGGGUUAGGCCGUGUCUUGCUGGGCUCCUGUGGUGGGUUUUCCCUGGAGGCUGGAUUGAAACCUGGAACUGCCAGGCUCAAGGGCCCCACCCUGUCCCUCUGCUUUUCGCAGUCCAAACCCCCAAAAUCAUGUGCUGUGUUGGAGGCCUUCCCCCCGGUGAGACUGCCCCAUGGGGAGCAGGAACUGAGCCCUUCCUUGGGCUGAGGAUGCCCCCAAGAGCGGGCAGGGCAGGGCAGAGGUCAAGCUCACCCACCUAGAGCUCAGUCUUCCCUUCCCAUGCCCCUGUGGCCCGCCCAUCUCAGAUGCCCCAGUGACCCAGGCCUUGGCCACCCUCCAAGAAGGCACGCCAAUACCCUCGCUGGGCUGCCAGCCACCCCUGGCCCCAGGGCGGCAGAAAGGGACACCAGAUGUAAGUGUGCAGCAGUCUCCCCUUCUGUGGGCUCCGCUCUCCCCAAUGAGAGCGCCUCACUAUUCUCAGACCUCACCACACCGAGCCUUUGAAGGGAGACUGGGUGGCAGAGGCUCAGCAGGGCUGGGGUGGCUGAGCUCAGGGAGGCAUUCUGGGGGUGCUUGCUUGCUUGGACUCACACUGCCUGUUCCUCAAUAGGUCCCAGGCUCUGGGUCUCUGCAAGGAGGGGUCACCUUGGAUGUCACAGGGACCAGACCGUAGGCACCUCGCAGGGGUGGGAGUUUGCUGAGCCAUGUGGCCCUGACCCCAGCCUGUGCCACCUCUUAAGUAUGGAGCUAUCCAAGAGGAAGCCAGGCUGGGCUGUGGGAGCAGCAGCCCAGGCCAGGGAUUCCCUGUGGUCCUGCCCUGCUGGAGCUUGUGACCCUGGCUGGUGCCGCCUGCUCCCUGCGCCUGACCCUGCCCUCUGCUGUCUGUGGCGAAGCUGGCUUUGGGUCGACCGGCCCUCAGAACACUGUAUAUAGUUAUUUUCCUGUCCAUUGUUUCUGGUUUGCUUUGCAUUGCUUUCGAUGACUUCAUCUUUUAUUUUUGAUGUCACUUUUUGGUCAUGUAAACUAUUUCUG